AUGUCCCGCAUGGCAAAAGACAACACCUUCCAGGCGCCCCAGAGCGCCCAAACCCAGAACACACCGGGCCUCGAAAGCAAAAUGCAGCCCGCCAGCGAAUCAACCAAGCUCGAGACCUCCGACGGAAUCGCAGAGUACAAGGGCUCCGGCAAGCUCGCCGGGAAGAAAGCCCUUAUUACGGGCGGAGAUUCCGGAAUCGGGCGCUCCGUCGCAGCACUCUACGCAAAAGAAGGCGCGGACAUCACAAUCGUGUACCUCCCCAUCGAAGAAUCCGACGCCCAGGAGACAAAGAAGCUCGUCGAGGCCGAGGGGCGCCAGUGUCUCCUGAUCCCGGGGGACCUGCGCGACCGGACAUUCUGCAAAGACGCCGUGGACAAGCACGUCCAGAAAUACGGGCCCAUCAACAUCCUAGUCAACAACGCCUCCCAACAAUUCUCCUGCCCCGACCUGACAGAGAUAAACCUCGACACAGUCGAAGACGUCUUCCGCACAAACAUCAUCCAGAUGUUCGCAAUGACCAAGUUCUCCCUCCCACACAUGGGCAAAGGCGACUCCAUCAUCAACAACACCUCCGUCACGACGUUCCGCGGCACAGCGAGCAUGGUCGAUUAUGCGAGCACCAAGGGCGCGAUCGUAGGCUUUACGCGCUCCGCGGCGCUGCAGCUGAUUCCGAAGGGGAUUCGGGUUAAUGCUGUGGCGCCGGGGUCAACGUAUACGCCUAUCCAGGUUGAUACGCGGAAUGAGGAGCAGAUGCAGGGGUGGGCGAGUGGGAAGCCGCUCGGCCGGCCGGGGCAGCCGAGUGAGGUUGCGACGAGCUUUGUGUUCCUUGCGAGUUCGGAUGCGAGUUUGUUUUAUGGGCAAAUCAUGCACCCGUAUCCGCUGGGUGAGUAG
Molecule: messenger RNA, 891 nt
Organism: Aspergillus mulundensis
Lineage: Eukaryota; Fungi; Ascomycota; Eurotiomycetes; Eurotiales; Aspergillaceae
Exons: 4
Coding region: 1-891 (296 amino acids)
Molecular function (GO): oxidoreductase activity
Source: RefSeq, a predicted model, not a curated record